Molecule: messenger RNA, 2150 nt
Organism: Nannospalax galili (Upper Galilee mountains blind mole rat)
Lineage: Eukaryota; Metazoa; Chordata; Mammalia; Rodentia; Spalacidae
Gene: Ifngr1
Product: interferon gamma receptor 1
Exons: 7
Coding region: 176-1594 (472 amino acids)
Biological process (GO): type II interferon-mediated signaling pathway
Cellular component (GO): membrane
Molecular function (GO): cytokine receptor activity; cytokine binding
Source: RefSeq, a predicted model, not a curated record
CCCGGUGACUGUCCUCCAUCCUAGGCCCAGCUCAGCCCGCAGCCGCCGCUCCGCCUCCUGCUGGGUAGACCGGAGGGAGCCCGCGGCGGACGUGACGCCAGGCCGAGGCCCCAGGGCGGUGCAGGCAGCCGAGCUAGCCUGCUCCGGGGUGGACCGGGAGGACGCAGCCAGCAGCAUGAUUGUCCUCGUCCUCCUGAUGCUGUCCGCGGAGGCCGGGAGCAGAGCUGAGACAAGCACCCGGGAUCCGGAGUUGCCCACCGUGCCUGCACCAACCAGUGUUCUAAUUACAUCUUAUAACUUGAACCCUGUCGUAUGCUGGGAAUACCCAAACAUUUCACAUACACCUGUUUUUAGUGUACAGGUAAAGAACUAUUGGCCUGGAGAAUGGACUGAUGCCUGCACCAAUAUCUUUGAUCAUUGUUGCAAUAUUUAUGAACAAGUUCAUGAUCCUAUUAAUUCUGUCUGGGCCAGAGUUAAAGCCAGGAUUGGACAAAAGGAAUCUGACUAUUCAGUGUCAAAAGAUUUUACUAUGUGCAGGCAAGGAAAAAUUGGGCCACCCAGAGUGGACAUCAAAAGGAGAGAAGAACAGGUCACUGUUGACAUAUUUCACCCCGAGGUCAUCGUAAAUGGAGAAGUGUUGGGAAUCAUGUUUGAUGACGACAGUGUCUGUCACACAUUCGAUUACCGUGUGUACGUGCGAAGGAACAGAACUGGUGAUAUCCUAUUUACAAAGCAUGUACUCAAAACACAAGAUUGCAGCGAGACUGAAUGUCAGUUAAACAUCACAGUCACCUCCCUAGACUUCGAGUACUGUGUUUCAGUAGAAGGAAUCUCAGACUCCUGGGAACUUACAACUGAAAAAUCAAAGGAAGCCUGCAUUAGCCUUUCCCAUAACAGCAUUAAAGGUUCAGUUUGGAUUCCAAUUGUUGCUGCUUUUGUGCUGCUCUUCCUAAUUGUUAUCGUGGGAUUUGCAUAUUGGCAUCUUAAGAAGAAUCCACUUAAGAAGCAAAGCAUGAUAUUACCCAAGUCCUUGCUCUCUGUGGUAAGGAAUGCCACUUCGGAGACAAAACCUGAAUCAAAAUACAUAUCGCUCAUCACAUCGUGCCAGCCCCUAGUCCCAGAAAAUGAGACAGUGCUCUCCGAAGAGCCACUGUCUCCAGUGACAACUCCAGACAACCCAGGAGAAGCAGAACAUGGAGAACAUUCUAUUGAAACAGAAGUGGUGAUUAUGGAAGGAAGUACUUCUGACUUGACCCCUGACAGCCCUCCAACUCCAAUAAAGAGAGAAAAUUCUUCUCCUCUAAGUAGUAACCAGUCAGAACCCUGUACCAUCACCUUAAACUCCUAUCACUCCAGAGACGGUUCUGAUAGUGGCCUUGUGGGGUCAGGCAGCUUCAUAUCUGACUCCGAAUUUCCCCCACCUAAUAAACCUGAAAUAAAGACAGAGGAACAAGAAUCCACAGCUGUGAGAAAGGCCCCCACCUCGUUUGGUUAUGAUAAACCACACGUGCUGGUAGAUGUGAUUGUGGAUGGGGGGGAGAAGGAGUCUUUGAUUGGGUAUAGACUCACAGCACGUGCCAAAGAACUGUCGUAAGGUCCUCUGCCUUCUGCCAACAGUAAAGGAUCUGAUUUUCUCGGAGGUGUUUCUGCUUGAUUUCAUUAGGUAUUCUGUCUUUGUUGUUAUUAGCCAAAUGGGGUGUCUCAGUUUAGAUUGACAUGUAAAGAACUGGGGGUGUCACCGCUUAGGCUGACGUGUAAAGAACCACUGGGCACUGUCAGGUUUACUCUGAAAACUACGAAGAGUUUUUCAAAGAAACCUACUGCUGCUUGUGAGCCUUGUUCAAGGUGUGUUGGCAGUAGCCCUGCUUAUUAGCAUUGCUUCCUGCAGCUGUGGGUCACUCUCUGUCCUCAUCACCUCAAGAGAUGUAAUGUAUCUUUAUUUCCAUGUACCUCAGUAUGUUGUAAGUUCAUGUAUAUAGUAUUUUUUACGUUCAUUUGUAAAGAAAUCCUGUGACCUACUCAAAGUUGAAUUUAAAUUCUAAAUCAAGAAUUUAAUAGAUCAUGUAAAUAGAAGCUUGUAUAUAUAUUUUUUAUGGAGCAUUACUUGUAAUUUUUAAAUAAAGUGUCUUAAAACCAAAGCUUUUUUGAUG